AUGUUAUCACCAGAACAUCUUUCUGAUAUAGCUACUUUAAUUAAGAUGACUUGUUAUUAUGAAUAGAAAGUAUGAGAAGAUAAUCAUAUCAGUUAGAAGAAUAAAGGAUUAAUAUGAGUAUUACACCACAUUUUCAAGCAAGGACUAUUUACAAUAAAUUAGCAUCAAAUCCUCAAGGAAUAAAUAAAGAUGAUAUAUAGAAUUUAUUUAGGUAAUUCUUAUAUUUUAUUCAGUAAUUUUAUGAUGAGCAUAAAUGAUAAAGAAUUAGAGUACAUUUUUUAAUUGUACUCAAGUGAUAACUAUUAAAUAAGUUGGGAUGACUUUUAUCAAUUAAUUUGUCCAUAAGAUACUAAUCUAGAUACUUAAAUACACAAUAAUGUUAAUCAAUAAAUUUUAUCAGAUCUACUUUUAUUAUUUUAACGAUUAUUAAAAAUUGAAAUUGCAUAUUUUAGAUAAGCUGAACCUAUAAGAAUGAUUUUGUUUGAAAAAUAUAAAGAAACUGGUAAAUAAUUUUGUACACUUGUCUAAGAUUAUAGUCACUAAUUACCUAAUUUUAAGUAAUUAUAAAUAUUAUAUAAUUUAAGCUUAAUAAACUUUAUGAAAAAAUAAGAAUAUAUUUUUACUAAUCAAGAUAUAUAAUUUUUGAAAAAAAGAAUUAAAUGUAAUGAUGUUAUCAUCUCUUCUCAAUAAUUUAUAAAAUAUUGUCCAUUUAUUCCUUUUUCAGUACUCAUUAAUAGACAACCUGAAUAUAAAUUAAUAGAAACUAAAAUAUAAAUGAUACCAGAAAUAUUUAAAUAAGAUGAUCUCUUUGUUCCAUAAAUACCUUAAGUCUAUAUUGAUCAUAAUUAAUUAAAAGAAAAUGAAAAUUUUACUAAUGAAUAGAGUCCUCCUAUUGAACCAUUAGUUCAAGGAGGUAUCUCAAAUUAUGAAUUCUUUAUAGGAAGAAGACCUUAAGUAGGUGGUUAAAAAGUUGAUUAAAAUAUAUUUAAUUCUCCUAAUCCUAAAAUAUCUGAAUAAUUAAUUGACCAAGAUUAAAAACUUAACUCAGGUCAAUCAUAAAAUUAUUUAAGUCCCUAUUAAACUAUUUUAUAAGGUUAAAAGUAUAAUUCUCCUUAAUCAAAUGUAAACUACUAAGAAACAUAAUUAGAUAAGUAUUUAAGACCUUCUGCUUCUAAAAAAUAAGAAUUCUCUAAAACUAACUUAAAUUCUAACUAAAUCUAAAUUGAUAAUAAUAAAUAAGAAUAUUCUGUUCAACAUCAUAAUGUAUAAUAAGUGAAAACUAUGCAUUUGGCUGAAGUACCUUAUGAUCCUGAAGAGGAUUUAUUAUAAUAAUAUUUAUAACCUAUAACAAGAUUAGAUUAAACUAUUGAUAAGAUUGGUACUAGUUAGACUAGAAAAUAUAAAAUAUUUGAUUAGUCACAACCUGAAUCAUAAUAACAACUAAAUAAGACUUUAUAGAAAUCAAAUUAGACUUCACCAUAAAUACACUAAGAAUAUGUAUUAUAAUCAAAUUAGAUGGAUUAACCAAAAAAAUCAAAAAAGUAUGUGUCCCCUUCAUUUUCAUAAGGUUAAAAAUGA
Paramecium pentaurelia is the source of this 1578-nucleotide messenger RNA. NCBI's taxonomy places the organism in Eukaryota, Ciliophora, Oligohymenophorea, Peniculida, Parameciidae. The record is from the annotation of a GenBank genome assembly.